Molecule: messenger RNA, 1010 nt
Organism: Colius striatus (speckled mousebird)
Lineage: Eukaryota; Metazoa; Chordata; Aves; Coliiformes; Coliidae
Product: cytochrome c oxidase assembly factor 1 homolog
Exons: 7
Coding region: 368-787 (139 amino acids)
Biological process (GO): mitochondrial respiratory chain complex I assembly; mitochondrial respiratory chain complex IV assembly
Cellular component (GO): mitochondrial inner membrane
Source: RefSeq, a predicted model, not a curated record
GGCAGCGCCCCCUGCCGCAGCGCCCCCGGCCGCCACAAUGGCGGAGCCCGCUGCCCGCGCCUGAGGCCCGCGCAGGCCGCCGCUGCCGUGGAGUCUGGAUAAGAGCUGUCAGGAGAGCUUUUUCUAUGGAUUGAGGCUAUCAAGUGAUAGUGAUCUUGAACCACCAUUUUGGAGGAGAGGCACAAAAAAGGUUGUUAUGCUGAGUGCUUUACAGGACAAAUAACACUCCCUGCUUCCUCAACUGCCUCAAAAGCAAGCUAUAGGUAUUGAGCUUCAAUCUGAAUAGGUUGCUGUCAGGACAGCCUGCCCCUGCCAUCCCAGCUGCCAGAGAAGCAAGAGCAGAAACUGAUACUCCGAUAGAGGAAAAAUGCCAGCUACUCUAAGAAAACUGCAGCAAAUGGCUGUUGUCAUGGGACUGUUCAGCGGCGGGGGAUGCAUCGUGAUGUAUAAUCUUAUGCAAAAAGGCUUUGCCAGGACCCAGUAUUACCAGCAAGCUUUGGAGGAACUCAACAGCAACCCCACUGCCCUGGAAGCCUUGGGUGCCCCCCCUCUUAAAAUUCACAACAUCCAUCUGACAGAUGGGAGCAACCGUGUGGACACCGAAAGAGCGCAGAUCAAGUUACCGGUAUCUGGAACGAAAUCAUCAGGGUACCUCUGCAUUAACUCCAAGAUGGACCACUCCUGCCAGUGCUGGCGCCUUCAAGAUGUCACCUUGAAACUGGGAGAUGGUCAGAAUAUUCCUGUCUACCACUCCCAAGAGGAAAGCCUUGGUGUGCAAGAAGGCUGAAAACCCAAAGCAGCUGCUUCCCCUCCUCCUCCUGGGCAAAACCAGUCACUCAUCGAUUGCAUCCUGCUGUGUCUGUGAAUGGUUGUCACAAGUGACAAUUCCACUUAAGUGGGUGCUCAAAACAAUUUUCUCACCGAGACUGACCUCAUCAUUGCCAUAAUUCCUUUCUUCUGCUGGUUUAUUCAUGUGUUCAGCAGAAGCCUAAAAUAAAUCUCUUGCAAAA